Molecule: messenger RNA, 1341 nt
Organism: Cryptococcus amylolentus CBS 6039
Lineage: Eukaryota; Fungi; Basidiomycota; Tremellomycetes; Tremellales; Cryptococcaceae
Exons: 7
Coding region: 1-1341 (446 amino acids)
Molecular function (GO): oxidoreductase activity
Source: RefSeq, a predicted model, not a curated record
AUGACAGCAGUACAAGCACCCGUCUCCGCCCUUACUGACUCCUUCAAGGACCUCGGUGUUAACGCGCCACUUGUCGGCUAUACUGUCACCGCCGACUCCCAGAAGAGGGCAAAGAUCUAUGAGACGUCAUAUGAGCCUUCCCUCGACUGGUGGACCGCCGACCAGAAGGCUUACGUCAAGCCUGAGAACGACCCUCUCCCUGAAGGUUUCCCAGAGCAGGACCAUGCUGCUAGUGACUGGGACGGCCGAGUGUUGAUCAACCAACCCGAAAAGUUCCUCUACAAAUUCACCCCCGAGGACAUCUCUCUCAUCAACAAGGCCCACGACCACUUCAUCUCUCUCAAUCUCCACAAGGACCUCAUUUCCCCCUCCACCUUCCCCAUCCCGGAAGACUCCACCCUCUACAAGGCGCUUCGCCAUGCCGAGCACGAGAUCAACCAUGGGCUUGGGUUGCGAGUGCUGAGAGGCUUGCCGGUGGAUGAGUGGACAAGGGAGAAGCAGUUGGCGGUGUUUGCUGGUGUUUCGAGUUAUAUCUCGGAGAAGAGGAUUAAGCAGGGGUUGCAAAAUGUUGUCCAUCUUCGUGAUAUUACCAAUCUGGAUGUCGACAAGCGUCCCGCUAUCACCGUCAAGGGCCAGACUUCCGGCAACCAAGUCUACCACAACGACGGUUCUGCCGGCAUCAUCGGCCUCAUCACGCUCGGCGUUGCCGAAACCGGAGGUCUUUCCCAGCUCGCGUCGGUGGCGCAUACUUAUAACGAGCUGGCAAGGACGAGGAGGGAUAUCGUGCGCGAGCUGGCAAAGGGUGAUUGGGUGAACAAGCAGUAUCCUGACGGCAAACCCCUCUUCUUCGCCCACAACAACCGCGUCAUCUCAUCCUACUCCCGCCGCCCCUUCUUUGGUUUCUACGAAGCCGACCCCGAUGUGCCUCCUCUCCCUACGGAGAAGCAUCUGGCGUUGGAUGCGGUGCAUUUCACGGCAGAGAAGUUUGGGUUGGACUUGAAUUUGGAGAAGGGGGAUUUGGAGUAUUUCAACAAUUUGACUGUUUUCCAUGCGCGAACAUCAUCCUCCGACUCCCCCACCAACGCCCGCCACCUAGUGCGUAUCUGGCUCCAGAACCCCUCCUUCUACGCUUCCAGCAUCCCGCCCCAGCUCGCUGCUCUGUACGACAGGAUCAAUGAGGGGGAGGCGCAUGGGUGGCCGUUGGAAGCGUGGGAUAGUGUGGAUCCGUAUCAUGAGUUCAAGGAUGCGGAGCGUAAGACGCAGGAAGGGGAGGGCGAGAGGAAGGAGGGGAAGAAGGAGGGGCCGGGGGAACCUAUCAUUGCUGGGAAUGCUGUUUAUUGA